This is a messenger RNA of Chenopodium quinoa (quinoa), 660 nucleotides long. RefSeq lists its product as uncharacterized. NCBI's taxonomy places the organism in Eukaryota, Viridiplantae, Streptophyta, Magnoliopsida, Caryophyllales, Amaranthaceae. The coding region runs from base 1 to 660 and encodes 219 amino acids. Gene Ontology annotation, molecular function: RNA-DNA hybrid ribonuclease activity; nucleic acid binding. The record is from RefSeq and is a predicted model, not a curated record. The transcript is spliced from 2 exons.
AUGGUGAUGAUUGAUGAUUAUCCCGACUUUAAGAGCUUGAUUGAAGCUUGGGGAGGCGUGGAUGUCAAGACCCAACAGAGAGGAGCUGUCCUUCUUUGGCUUAUUUGGGAAAGGUACAAUAAGAAGAUUUACGGUUGCAAGCUUCCCAAAUCUCCCAAGAGCUCGAGAAUCUGGCAGCCUCCAUCUCAAGAGUGCAUAAAAAUUAACUGUGAUGCAGCCUUAAAUGUUGAAGGGUGGAUCGGGCUAGGUGCUGUUGCCCGCAACCACUUGGGUGAGGUCUUGUUUGCUGGUGUUAGAAGGUAUAAAGCUCACUGGUCUCCUCAGUUGGCAGAAUGCAAAGCUGCGGUUUAUGCUGUCAAAUUGGCGAAGCAACAUGGUCUUAAAAAUGUCAUCCUCGAGUCAGACAAUAGCACAAUUAUCUCUCGUCUCACAAAGGCUUCUACCUACCUCUCUGAUCUAGACUCCCUGCUUGACGAUGUGCUAGAUGCUUGCUUUUACUUUGAUUUUAUUUCCUGGUCUCAUGUAAAGCGGGAAGGGAAUUUUGUAGCACACCAUUUAGCUCGUGUCAUCCCUUAUGAUGUCGAGCAACAAUGGUCGAAUUGUUGUCCUAGUGAUAUAUCUCCCUAUGUACUAAUGGACAAAUUGUCCUCAGUUGAAUAA